Petromyzon marinus (sea lamprey) is the source of this 1059-nucleotide messenger RNA. RefSeq names its product TATA-box binding protein associated factor 8 (gene TAF8). Gene Ontology annotation, cellular component: transcription factor TFIID complex. NCBI's taxonomy places the organism in Eukaryota, Metazoa, Chordata, Hyperoartia, Petromyzontiformes, Petromyzontidae. The record is from RefSeq and is a predicted model, not a curated record. Gene Ontology annotation, biological process: transcription initiation at RNA polymerase II promoter. Gene Ontology annotation, molecular function: protein heterodimerization activity.
UCCACCCAGAGCGUGACAUCAUCGCUGCGACUCGCACCCCCCCGUGCGUGACGUCAUCGCGUCGGCCCCCACCCCCGCGAGUCACGAGAGACACUCUUAGCAAGAUGGCGGACCCUGGAGUCGCAGCCGCUAGGCCCCGCGUGUCCGCGUGCCAGGCGGAUCAGUACGCGGGGACACGGAGACGUUCGCUACUCGUGGCUGUGGGCCUGCUACUGAGGGAGGCUGGCUUCGACUCCACGUCACGGAGCGCCGUGGAGACGCUGACGGAGAUGAUGCAGAGCUACAUCUCUGAGAUUGGUCGCAGUGCGCGGGCGUUCUGUGAGCACACCGCUAGGACCCAGCCCACCUUGCCUGAUGUCAUCGUCUGCCUCUGUGAAAUGGGGUUUGACGUGGAGGCACUGCCGGACUACGCCAGACACAGCCACUCCUCGUUACCGGCACCCGCGGGCAGCCAUGCUCCCGCCCCAGCCCGCGUCUUGCCGACCGGAGUCCGAAGGAGCCGGCCAGCACACAUCCCUCAGUACUACCCUGAGCUACCGGACCCACACACCUACAUACGCACUCCGACGUAUCGCGAGCCCGUGUCUGGGUACCAGGCGCUACGGGAUCGUGUGUCUGCACGCCGGAGAGAUGUUGAGACGUCUCUCACCAGAUUCGUUGCCAAGACCGGCACCACUCCGCAAAGUCUCUUCGCCGGACACUCGGACACAUUCCCCCUGAUCGCCUGCACCCCGUCACUGCUGCCCUACCUGGGAGCGCUUCUCCCUUCCGAGUUGGAGGGACAGGGGGAGGGGUCGUCCGAGGAAGGGGGGGGCGACGGGGGAGGGGGCCUAGGGGGGACCUCGGAGGACUCUGGGCCGCUGUCUCCCGGAGACAGAGACAGCGGAGACGGAGGAGCGGGGGCUGGUGGGGGCCCCUCCCAGGCGGCCACCCCCCGAGCCCCCGCGGCCCCUCCCCCCCCGCCCCCCCCACGGAGGAGCCCCCCAUAGACAACCCCUACCUGAGACCCGUGGGGACCCCUAGGGGCAAGCGGGGGUCUCGCAAGUGACGCGGGGGGGG